Lactuca saligna is the source of this 907-nucleotide messenger RNA. NCBI's taxonomy places the organism in Eukaryota, Viridiplantae, Streptophyta, Magnoliopsida, Asterales, Asteraceae. The record is from the annotation of a GenBank genome assembly.
CAACCCUUGCCACAUGAGAACACGUGUAUUCCGGUUUCUCCUUCCAUUUCCAUCAAUUAAAAACUCGACAGCGUUUAGACCUAGCCUUGUACAUGUUGUGUUGUUGGGAUAAGCCAUGACUAUUUAAAAAGUAUAGUUCAUCGUUUCAGGGCUUUCAUCCUUGAGUGUUAUUCCGAUAAGCUAUCUAUAUAUCAUGAGACGUUUUACUAACUCUGUUCUGGAAAGCAACACAAUUAACGGAGCAGCCUCGAAUACAAAAUGGUUAUGUGACAAUCCAAUCCAUUCUGAUGUAGAAGCCAAGCUGAGGUGCCUCUUGGUUGAAUUAGGGAAUGCUGAUAGAAUACUUGGAAUCCAGGUUUGUGCCUACAAAGAUGGGCAAGUGAUCAUUGAUACUGCAGCUGGAGUGCUGGGAAAAGACAACCCUCGUCCAGUUCAACCUGAUUCCUUAUUUCCUGCUUUCUCAGUAACUAAGGGUGUCACAGCAGGAAUGAUACAUUGGCUGGCUGAUAAAGGGAAACUAAACCUUGAUGAAAAGGUCGCAAACAUUUGGCCAGAGUUUGGUACAAAUGGGAAGGAUCAAAUAAAGGUUCAUCAUAUACUGAAUCAUACAUCUGGUUUGCACAACGCUCUUGCUGACAAUACUAGAAAUGAUCCUACAUUAUUUUGUGAUUGGGAUGAGUGUGUAAAACGCAUUGCGGAGGUUGCACCAGAAACCGAACCUGGUCGUGAUCAAUUAUAUCAUUAUCUCUCAUAUGGUUGGCUAUGUGGUGGAAUCAUUGAGGAUGUUGAUGUGAAUACUUUUCUUGAAAAACCGACAUUUGUGAUGGCCAUUGGAGACAUUAUUCUUUCGUUUAAAAACCAAGUCAACAAUGAGGAAAACAACGAUGAGGAAGAUGAAGACACAUAG